This is a messenger RNA of Aegilops tauschii subsp. strangulata, 1017 nucleotides long. The record is from RefSeq and is a predicted model, not a curated record. NCBI's taxonomy places the organism in Eukaryota, Viridiplantae, Streptophyta, Magnoliopsida, Poales, Poaceae.
AUGGCGCCGGGCACCUCCGAACCGCCUGCACCUCACCCCAACGCCGCCCUCUGGGCGCAGGCCACCGCGAUUCCCAGCGUCCGCUCCCACGUCCCCAUCGUCCUCGAGUUCAAGAGCGUUGUCUUCCCCAAGUGGAGGACCUUCUUCAAUAUCGCCGUCACCACCUACGCCCUCGAGGAUCACCUCACCUCCGAGAAACCCUCCACCGACCCAACGUGGCUCCGCCUCAACGUCCUCGUGCUUCGCUGGCUCUAUGGCUCCAUGGCCAUGGAUAUCGUCGACCUCAUCAUGCCCACCAACUCCGCCACCGCCACCGCGUACAAGGUCUGGACCGCCGUCCUCGCGCUCUUCAACGACAACCAAAAGAGCCGCGAGAUUUAUCUCGCCGAGGAGUUCCACAACAUCAAGCAGGAGGAUCGGUCCAUCACCGAGUACCUUCACCUGCAAAAGACGGCGGCUGACGCCCUCGCCGAGGUCGGUGCGCCCGUCUCCGAUCCCGAGCUCGUCACCAACGUCAUCAAGGGUCUCCACGAGCGCUUCGACAGCGUCGCCGACAUCGCCCCCUCCUCACGCCGCCUCUCGGCGCUCCAACAACACCUCGGCUCCGCCUUCUACGCCGCCAAAGGACCAGCCCCCGCUCCUCCCAGCGGUGGCGGUGCGUCCUCCGGGGGCGGCGGUGGUGCUCCUUCCGGGGCGGCCGGUGGCCGGCCAUGGCGGGCUCCCGCCCACAACCCUCAUGCCACCGGCUAUGGCAAGGGGAAGGGAAAGAACAAGGGCCACAAGUCUGCCGGUGGCGCUCCUCCAAUGCCGACUCCUUUCAACCCUUGGACAGAAGCCAUCCAGAUGUGGCCCAUGCAGUCCCGCCCCAACAGCACCGGCAGCAGUGGCAUCCUUGGACGGGGUCCGGGCUCACGCGCCCACGCCUACAUGGCCGCUCCCCCGGCUGCCUCCGGCGCGCCCUACGGCGGCUAUGGCGCAGCUCCGUACGGCGCUGUGCUGUUAGAAUUAAUGGGCUAG